CCGGGGAAUGACCACCACCAUGCUCCCGGCCCUACCACUAUAUACCAGCCAUGCAGCGCCCAGUGUCUACGUCCAUUAUCAUCUUCCAUAUACCCAAUAGCUAGACAUCAUGACCCAACAACCGCCAUUGACUGGUAUUCGGGUGCUGGAGUUCGCGGGGCUGGCCCCAGGCCCCUUCGCAGGUAUGCUUCUCGCCGACUAUGGCGCAACCGUCCUCCGCCUCGACCGCGCCCCCGUCAUCCCCACCAACGACCAGCUCACCCGGCACAAAACCUCCAUCUGCGUCAAUCUGAAAUCGCCAGGCGGCAUCGCCUUGAUCAAGAAGCUUAUCCUCCACGUAGACGUCGUCAUCGACCCCUUCCGGCCCGGCGUGCUCGAGAAACUCGGGCUAGGGCCCGAAGAGGUGCUGCUGAAGCUCAAUCCACGCCUCGUCGUUGGCCGCAUGACGGGCUUCCGCCGCGAUGGAAAGUACAGCCAGAUGGCGGGGCACGACAUAAACUACAUCGCCGUGUCGGGCGUGCUGUCGAUGUUUGGGCGGAAGGGCGAGAAGCCGUACCCGCCUGGAAACGUGGUGGGGGACUUCGCGGGAGGCGGGGCGAUGUGCUUCUUGGGUAUAUUGCUCGCCCUGUUUGCGCGCGCGCAUAAUGGGGGCAUUGGGCAGGUAGUGGAGGCGAACAUGGUGGACGGGAGUGCGAUUUUGGCGACGAUGCCAAGACUGGGGUUGAAGACGGAGAUGUGGAGGGCGCCAAGGGGGGAGAAUAUGUUGGACGGAGGCGCGCCAUUUUACGAUACGUAUGAGACGAAGGAUGGGCGGUUUAUGGCUGUGGGCGCCAUCGAACCCCAGUUCUUCGCCCAGCUCCUCAAAGGCCUCUCCCUCACCCCGUCCUCUCUACCCGGCGCUCAACAAGACCGUAAAUGCUGGCCCGCCAUGAAGACCCUCUUCACCUCUACCUUCAAAUCCAAGAACCGUGACGAGUGGGAGAAGAUCUUUGGCGACACAGAUGCGUGUUGCACUCCCGUAAUUACGCAGGCUGAACUCGAGGCCGACGGAUUCGACCAGCGGCCAGCCGUGACACUGAAAGCAAGCCCUGGCUAUGCGAUUGCAGAGGGCAGCGCGGACCGACCGGCCGCAGUGGGUCAGGGGUCAGGUGUGAAGGGGAGUGGGUGGAAUAACGAGCUACUGCAGCCUGGGAAGGGCGGAGAGGAGACCUUGGAACAGUGGCUGGGGUGGAAGAGGGGAAAGCAGUUUGGGGUUGAAGGGGGAGGGCUUGUCAUUAAUGGUACCUCAAAGCUGUAAAGAGAGAUAGUAAGUCUUGUAGUAUAUCAGAAGGUAUUUGGAGCUUCGAGAAUUGCCAUCGGGCCUACGAGGCUUCUUCUGCUCGACGUGCUGCGCGAUGCUUCUCUCUGCUUCUCCAUGUCAGCCUUCACGUUAAAAAUGUAGAGGGUGCAGUUCGAUGGAAGUGGUGGUA
Messenger RNA from Mytilinidion resinicola, 1469 nucleotides. RefSeq names its product CoA-transferase family III. Gene Ontology annotation, molecular function: catalytic activity. The record is from RefSeq and is a predicted model, not a curated record. NCBI's taxonomy places the organism in Eukaryota, Fungi, Ascomycota, Dothideomycetes, Mytilinidiales, Mytilinidiaceae. Bases 110 to 1297 code for a protein of 395 amino acids. The transcript has 3 exons.